This is a messenger RNA of Electrophorus electricus (electric eel), 8553 nucleotides long. NCBI's taxonomy places the organism in Eukaryota, Metazoa, Chordata, Actinopteri, Gymnotiformes, Gymnotidae. The record is from RefSeq and is a predicted model, not a curated record.
AUGAACCUAUUUUGUGCUUUUUUCCUACUGCUCUUCAGCAUCUCUGUCACUCAAGGCAAUAUAUCAGAAUACCAGUUGGAAUCAGAGAGCCGGAGUCCAUGUGAACAGCUGAGAGGUGUUGGAAUAACUCAGCAGCAAGACCAUGUUCCUCAGUGCUCAGAGGAUGGGCGCUAUAGAUAUGUGCAGUGCAGUCACAGUGGGGAGUGUUGGUGUGUGAACGCAAAUGGGACAGAAAUUCUCGGAAGCCGACAGAAUGGAUCUGUAGUGUAUUGUCUGACACCGUGCCAGCUUCAGAGACUGAAGGCACUACAGAGCGGCGACGCUGCGCUGGUGCCGCAGUGUUUGGACUCGGGAGAGUACCAGCCUGUACAGUGUGAUCAUGCCCUGGCCCAGUGCUGGUGUGUGGACCUGGACGGCAUGGAGACCUAUGGCACACGGCAGAAAGGCAAACCAUCCCAGUGUCCGGGUGUUUGCGAGGUCAGGGAACGUCGCCUUCUCCAUGGUGUUGGAGAGGCCUCUCCACCACAAUGCUCAGACGAUGGGAGCUUCCUUCCUGUGCAGUGCAAGUUCAUCAACACUACCAAUAUGAUGGUUUUUGAUCUUCUCCAUGCCUUCAACAGACUUCCAGAGGUGUUCCAGACAUUCAGUGAUUUUAGAAAAGCUUUCCCUGAGCUCUCCAGCUACUGCUACUGUGCGGACACCCGAGGCAGAGAGCUACCCAGCACUGGAGUGGAGCUGCUUCUGGAUGAGGUGUAUGACACAGCAUUUUCCAGUCUGGAUGCUGGUAGUUCCUUCUCCCAGUCCAACAUGUACCGCAUUCUGCAGAGGAGAUACCUCGCUCUCCAACUGGCUUUCAGUGGGCGAUUUAGAUGUCCUAGUCCUUGUGAAAGUGAGCGGUCUGCCAGCUCCAAGGCAGGUAAUGUUUUUGUGCCCACGUGUGAUGCCCGAGGUGAGUACAUACCAACACAGUGCCAGGCUGGCGGGCAGUGUUGGUGCGUGGACUCUGCUGGCAAAGAGAUCUUUGGGAGCCGUCAGCAAGGAGUUCCAGACUGCAGUGCCGGAGUAAGAGACUGCCGCUCUAAGAGGAGGCAAGCACUCUCCAAACUUUUUUAUGGUCCAGCUGGACACUUCAGCCAGAACGACGUGUUCUCAACAUCUCAGGCCAACGCACAAAAAGAUGUCUUUCCUCUUCCUUCAUGCAGCCCAGAAUUCCAAGAGCUCUUGGCCAACUCUGGUCUCACCAGAUUCUUGUCAGAAUUAGAUCACUCAGGUGUUGGGGAUGUUGUGGCAGAACUUAUUCAGGGAAUGUUCCCAACAGGAGCUCUUGCUCUGAAAGCUCUGUCCCUCACCACUAACCCAAAAAGGUUCCAGGAGAACCUAUUUGGAGGCAAGUUCUUGAAGAACGCCGGAAAUUUUAACUUUACUGGUACUGUUGGUACUAGGGGAACAUUAAGUUUCAGUCAAACUUUCAGCCAGGUUGGCUUAACCCAGGGCAGUGUGGACUUGAAAGAGCUGACCAAGAUCUUAUCAAAUGGUUCUGUUAGUCUGAAUCUGGACCAGGAGAUCUCUGACGUGUAUGGCCGCAUUGUUAACCUUAAACGUAAUAGAGACUUAAUCAAGGUUAUUGUAGCAACCUUGGAGAAUGAGCAAUUUUUUACCAUGCUACGAGUGGCCAUCACCUUGCUUAAGGCAGAAGAUAGCACCCAGCUGGGACCACUUUUUCAGACAGUGUUCCAGACUUUUGAGGCUUCUGAUUCAAUUGUUUCCUCACCAUAUGUGCCCCAGUGCACUGAAGAUGGCCAAUACCAAGAAGUCCAGUGCCAGGGCCUUGAAUGCUGGUGUGUUAACUCCCAAGGAAUGGAGGUUGUGGGCUCUCGUUCCUCUGGGAAUAGACCGAGCUGCCCAUCCCAGUGUGAGAAGGAGCGCAUGAUGGCCAUAGCAGUCAAAGCUAGCAGUUCAGCAGGCUCUGAGGUCUUUAUCCCUAAAUGUGAAGAAGAUGGAGAAUAUGUGCCUCUGCAGUGCCUUGGAAAGAACUGCUUUUGCAUAGGCCGCACUGGAGCUAGUUUCAACACAUUGCGCUCUGGAGCCACUCUACAGUGUCCAUCUAAUUGCCAGAUUACUGCAUCCCAGUAUUUCCUGAACACAGUUCAUUCCGUUCUGGCCGGUCCUGCUUCCAUAUCACAGCUUUCUGGUGUCUAUAUCCCUCGCUGCACUUCGGAUGGUGGCUGGCACCAGAUACAAUGUGAUGGCCCUUCUGAAAAAGCCUUUGAGUUCUAUGAUGAAUGGAAUCAAAUCAACAAUAAUGGAAAACAGCUGCCUGUUUUGGAACUCCUUGCAAUUCUGCAAGAAUAUGCAAAAGAUCCAAAAGCAAUGGCAUCUUUCAGUGGCUUCCUUUCUGCCUUAUUCCAGGCUAGACACCAGAAAGUAUUCCCAGUUUUGGCAAAGUUUGAAACAUUUUCAGAAAUUUCAUCUGAAAUCCUAGAUGGGAAUACUGAAGUCAUAUCUGGGCCAUCUGUUUUCCUGAACCCCCUCUCCUUAUGGAGGCUACUCAGAAGGGACAGUGAGCAGUAUCCAGGCCCAUUCUCAGAUUUCAGUGCUCCUCUGGGUCACUUUAACCUGCGCCGCUGCUGGUGUGUUGACCAGAAAGGGGGCAUGGUGUCAGACUCCAAAGCUGCAAUCAACCAGGUCCCAAAAUGUCCAGGGUCAUGUUCUCUGGUGCGUGGUCAGGUUGAUUCCUUCCUGACAGAGGCAGAGACGCUGAUCUCUGUCUCCAACAGCUCUCAUGUGCCCGUGGGCUACAGCUUCCUCCUGGCCGAGAGCGUCGGGCUCACGGCCGAUGAGCUACAGCAGGCCUUCAGUCCUAGCUUUCAGCUUGCCGAGCUGCUGCAGGGCAGCACAGGCUCGGCCCUGCGCCUCGCCGCACACUCCACUCUUCAUUUCUACUGGCAGAGCAGCCUAAUGGCAAGUGAAAGACACAGAGAGAGUCUAGUGCUUGGCUACCAGCCCUACCGCCCACAGUGUGAUGCCCGGGGCCAGUGGUUGCCUGCUCAGUGUCAUGCCAGCACAGGUUACUGUUGGUGUGUGGACGAAGAGGGAAGAUACAUCACUGGCUCUCUCAGUGCUCGUGCUGUUCAGCCCAGACAAUGCCAAACUCCAUGCCAGAGAUUGCAAGCCCACUCCGUUAUUUCUGACUGGAAUUUUUCCUACAGCCCGUCUUGUGAUGAGGACGGUGGGUUUUCUGUACUCCAGAGGCAUGGGGCAGGCAGUGCUGUGGCCUCGUGUGUUAGUCCUGUUACUGGACAGGCCAUUCAGCUGGCUACCCUUAAUCCCACAGGAGACCUUGAAUGCCCUGGCUGGUGUGCUCUUCAGAAGAAGCGAACGGCUGAGCGGGAGGACGGCGUGGGCUAUGAGCCCGAAUGUGUGCAGGCCGGACAGCAAUUCUCGCCUCAGCAGUGCGAUGAGGUUUACUGCUGGUGUGUUUCUGAGAACGGUCGUGAGCUUCCGUCCACACGCAGACUCCGGAGCUCAGGGAAAACACCCUCCUGCGACACUCCGCAGUGUCCGCUCCCCUUCGGAGACUCCAUUUCCCACGGUGCCAUUCUCUGUGGAAAAGUAAGUGAGAGUGUGGAGCAGAGGCAACGCUGUGAGGUUUUGUGUCAUCAGGGUUAUGCCAGCGCCCUUCCUGUGGACAGCUUCAUGUGUGACACUGUGAGGAAGACGUGGCUGAGCGAUGCGCCUCUCUCUUAUGCCUGCCAAAGAGUUCAGCUGCUGCAGACUGCGCAGGCACCCGUGGUGUUGCAGCUGUCAUUAGUGGAAACUCAGCAGGGCUGCCAUGCUCAGAGCUCUGCACUGCAGGCCUCACUCCUACAUGACAUGAGAGCAGCAGGAGUCUGCAGCCUACAGCUGUCUCCAGAUCAACACAGCUCUUUGUCGCUUUGUGAUGAGUCCUCAGUCUCUCUGGAGUGUGUGAAUGAGCAAAGCCUCACUGCCUACAUCACUUUUAAAGCCCGUCUCAGUGACCUUCCAGUGCACGCCCUGCCUGAUCUCCACGACGUUGACACGGUGCUCAGUAGUGAGAACAUGCUGGAUGGCGUGAUGAAGAUCAUCGGGAGCGGGGCAUACCAGUCAGUGUUUGUCUCUGAGCGUUCAACGGCCUUCUCCUCGCCCACCUCCUUUGGCUGCUCCGCGGGCUACCAGCAGCUUCCGGACUCCUCUGGGUGUGUGGUGUGUCCAGCUGGGUCUUUCUCCAGCAGAGGCAGGUGCGAGGCGUGUCCGCCGGGCUCCUACCAGGCUGAGGCAGGGCAGGACCUGUGCUCUAUCUGUCCCUCGGGCACCUCCACAGCUGCCUCAGGAGCCUUCAGCCUUUCACACUGUGUAUCAAAGUGUCAGCAGAGCCGGCUGAUCUGUACUGAGAAAGGAGAUUUCCUUUCAGCCCAAAAGCACUUCUUGUCUGGGAGGUGGCUGUGCGUCACUCUGCAGGGCGACGAACUCUCAUGGACAGCUGCAGAUGAGCCAAUCACUGUGGAGCAAUGCCAAAUGCUGGAAAAAUUUGAGGCUCUUGCAGCUUCCUCCUUGCUGCUGGACUCUAUGGAUGCUGUGGUACUGCACUCUGAUUCCUCACCACUGCCAAUGGAUGUCCAGCUCAGGCAGUGUGUGCUUGACUGCGCCAGGGACAAUUCAUGCCAGCAUGUGGCGGCUUUCCGUGAGGCAGACCGAACCAUCUGUGACUUCUACAGCACGAGCACAGCCAAUGUUCAAUGCAGUGCCACGCAACAAAGCAAAGGGUUUUUGGGAAAUGAAGAAGCUGAUACCUUCCAGACUCUGAGCUGUUUGCUAAAAGUGAAAGUUGGAGCGAAACCCGAUCUGACCGUGCUUAGAAAGAAAGGUCACGAGUUCAACACAGCAGGCGAGAAGAACUUUGACAGGCUGAGUUUUCACAAAGCAAGCUCUGGCGUGUACCGGACCCUCGUGUUCCAAUCCCCGGCGGCUUCUCUGGCUAACGCCCACCGCUUCUGCGCAGACGCUUGCAGCCAGGAGAGCUGCUGUGAUGGCUUCGUCCUCAACCAGAAUGUCCUCAGCGGAGGUUCUGUGAUGUGUGGUCUGCUGAGCGUCCCUGCUGUGCUGCAGUGCAGUGAAGGGGACUGGGACGUGGCCGCGGUCGCCCCCUCCAGCCGCACAUGUGGAGCCGGACUGAAAUACGACAAGCAGCGGAAGCGCUUCACCUUCGAAUUGGGUGGACAGAACUUUACCGUCACUGAUGCAGCUUUACCCACAUCAAGCAAAAAUAAAACUGAUUACCAAACCACUGUCGUCGGCUUCCAACGGAUCUACCUCUGGACAGAGUCAGAUAUGAGCUCUCGGCCAAAGGCUGAGGGAGCCUGUAAAGCAGCAGUUCUUCUGGAAGCUCCUGAACUCUCUGACUUGGUGAAGAAGUCCUUUGAUGUCCUGGACAGCAGUGAUGUAACGACUGACUCAGCAAAGAACACGUCCAGCCAAAAGCACUGGCUCUUUAAACACCAGUUCACUUCAGAAAGGGCCCAGCUCUGGUGUCUCCAACGCUGCAGGGAAGAGGAUCUGUGCCACGUGGCUGACCUUCGAGAUGAGGGCCCUAUGUAUUUUGCAUGCAUGCUGUAUCCUGACACCCGUGUGUGUGGGGCUUAUGAUAAACCUCUGAGACAGGCCUGCAGUCUGGUGCUGCCUCAGGAGCUACACACUGCCCACCAGAAGAAGGUUGAUCCAGCCUCUAGUGUGGAGAGCUUCUACAGCCGUGCGCCGUUUAAAAAGAUGGUUUCUUAUUCCGUGCGCAGCCGAGUCAGUGUGUCCAGCAAGCCCAUUACUGAGGGGUUUUUUGAAUGUGAGAGGCGCUGUGAUGAGGAUCCUUGCUGUAGGGGAAUUGGAUACAUAAAAGACACUGCAGCUCCUGACGUGCUGUGUCUGACUCUGAAUAGUCUGGGUAUCCAGACAUGUGGUGAGGAUUUCGACACUAAGUGGAGAGUACAGGACUGCUCUUCCUCAGCAGUGCAGACAAGGCCUUACCCUUUCGGCUGGUAUGAGAAGCCAGUGAAUCAGUGGACAGAAAGUCCAGGCAUUUGCCCUUCCUUCGGACUUCGCUCUCCCUCACAGGCUGUUCAUUUGAAAGACUGGAAGUUGCUGGAUGCAUCAUCUGUACUAGUGGAUUCCUCUGUGUCUGCGUUUGACAUCGUUCAUAUCAGCAGAGACAUCGCGAAGGACUUGGAAAGCGUCCGUGACUGGUGUCUGGCUGCCUGUGAGGAGCAUGACUCCUGCUUGGCUGUAUCAGUGGCCAGUAGAGAGUCAGCAGUGAGGUGUGUGAUGUACCCAGACUCCCACACCUGCCUCCCCACCUCCAGCAGCCAGCACUGUGUCCUUCUCACCAAGGAACCUGCCCAAUACGUGUACCUUAGAACAGUUUUGAAGCCAGAUCUUACUUCAGUGUCCAUCACUGGCCAUGGAACACUCCUUGGUGAAAAUGAGGUGAAGAUGAUUGGUACAGAGAGCAAGAGUGUGACUUACUUCCUGGGUGUGCCUUAUGCUCGUCCACCAAUUGGUCAGCUUCGCUUCAGUUCCCCACAGCCAGCUGAUUGGACAGGCACCUGGAACGCCACAUUUGCUCGACCCAGUUGUAUGCAGCCUGGUGAUACUGCUGACUUCAACACCAGUGAAGACUGUCUUUACCUGAACAUAUUUGUGCCCACCAGUGUGAGAGGGGCUGCAUCAGUCCUAGUGUUUUUCCAUAACCCUGCCUCUGGCCUGCUGGAUGGCUCCUACCUUGCAGCUGUAGGAAACAUCAUUGUGGUGACAGCCAGCUUCAGGGUGGCUGCAUAUGGAUUCCUCAGUACAGGUUCCAGCGCUCUCCCAGGGAACUUUGGGUUGCAGGAUCAGGCCAUGGCUCUGCAGUGGGUGCAGGAGAAUAUCGCCCGUUUCCGGGGAGACCCUGCUAAGGUUACAGUAGGAGCAGACAGAAACGGUGCUGACAUUGCCAGCCUACAUCUCUCCUCCUCCUCCUCAUCUCUGUUCCAUCAGGCUCUCCUUAUGGGUGGGUCAGUGUUCUCUCCAGCAGCAGUGAUGCGCAGGCAGAAGGCCCGGGAGCAGGCUUUGUCUCUGGGCAGAGAGCUGGGCUGCUCAGCCUCGGAGCCCACGCAGCUACUAACCUGCCUGAGAGAGAAGCCAGCUGAGAACAUCAACGCUGCUCAGACCAAGUUGCUGGCAGUGAGUGGUCCCCUGGAGGCCUGGGCUCCAGUGGUGGAUGGCGUGGUGGUUGAGGAAGAGCCCUCCACAGCCCUACGCUCUGGUCACUUCCUCUCAGCACCCCUGUUUCUCGGCUCUUCGGCAGAGGAUGGUCUGAUCAGCAGAGCCAAGAACAUCAAGAACUUUGAGCAGCUUCAGGGAAGAGCAGACAGUAAAACCGCUUUCUAUGAAGCCCUGUCUAAUUCCCUCGGUGGAGACGAUGCCAAUGUGUUUGUCAAGGAAGCAGCCACAUGGUUUUACUCCCUGCACCACUCUCCGACCCCCGCUGGCUACAAUGUCUUCUCCCGGGCUCUAGAGAAUGCUACAAGAGAUUUCUUCAUCACCUGCCCCUCUGUGAGCAUGGCCAGCUUCUGGGCCUCCAACACCCGCUCCAGUGUUUACAUGUACCACUUGCCUGGAGACAUGACACACACCAGCACUGAUUUGUCGAUGCCUCUGGAUGUGCAGUAUGUGUUUGGAGUGCCACAUGUACCCGAAAUGCGAGGCCUCUUCACUUCCACAGAGAGAACUCUCUCUUUGCAGAUCAUGACCUACACGGCCAGCUUCAUCAAGUCUGGAAACCCCAAUUUGCCUCUCUCUGGCUCUACAGCGUCCUUCGGUGAGGUUUUGCCUCCAUGGCCUCAGUUUCUGCCCCACCCAAGUGGGCAGAACUAUAAGGAGCUGUCCCCUGCCCUCAGAAACCGCAAUGGCCUACAGGCAUCCCACUGCUCUUUUUGGUCCCAGUAUGUGCCAGCUCUGAGCUUCUCUACCGGCAAACACUUGUGCAAAAAUUCUGUGGGAGAAUUGGAAACUUCGCAGAAUCCAGCAGCAGAGCCAGUGCCUUCGUCUGACUUCAGCGCUUCAGUCUCACAGAGGCCACCCAAGUCUGAGAAGGAUGCUUACAAUUAAACUGCCAACAAUGACUAAUUGUUAAUCCAAGACCAUUUCAGUUUCAGCUGCCAAAACAUAAUUUAUGUUUUUCUGUCAAUAUAUUAUUGCUCUAAUGAUUCAUCUCUGGAUGCAGGAAUUAAACUAUAUAACUGCAUAUUGAAAACAAAAAAGUUCCUCAUCUCUCCUUUCACUGCUGUAUAUCACAGUCUUUUUGCCAACUACAAACUAUUAAUUGCACAAAGAAAACUGAUUGCAGUUAACAAUAAUUGCUGUAGGUAUUCCAGAUCAUGACACCCAUGGUGAACAGUAAAAUGGUCUGACACAGUCUUUGUUUUAACAUGUUAAUUAGGGUUGGGUGGAGGGAUAAGCAUGGCAAUAAAGCAGCAGGACUGUUGUAGUAGUGAAAGUUUCCAGAUG